This is a messenger RNA of Durio zibethinus, 1453 nucleotides long. The record is from RefSeq and is a predicted model, not a curated record. Lineage: Eukaryota; Viridiplantae; Streptophyta; Magnoliopsida; Malvales; Malvaceae.
AAGCAAGAAAUCAGUGUUACCCACUAUUUCUCCAUUGAAUUCGAGCUCUCAGCCUCAGGUUUCUUCUUCAGUGAAGCGCAUUUCUGGGAUUCCAAGGUAUCUCCAUGCCUUUAUAACAACACCCCCUUUUUGUGGUUGUUAAUUUUGGUCAAAAUGGAGUGUAGUUUCAUUCUUAGCUCAAAAUCUGUAAGGGUUAAUAAUUUUCUCAUUGUUUUUUAUGAUACAAUGAAUGCUGGGGCUGUUGCUCAAUGAGAAGCCAGAUAGACAUGAAUUAGCAUUAAGAAACUUUGAUCCCUUGGAUUGAGCCAAAUUUUAUCAGUUUCUGAAUAUGGUUCAUUACUCCAAAAAUUAAUUGAAAGCAAGAUUCUUGUUAAGGUUUAUAUUUUGUUCUACUUCUGCACGUCUCCUUAUUAGUAUCUAUGAUGUAGUAAAUUGCUUUCGGUCGGCUAAGCCCAGUUACUGAUAAGGCCUCACACUGAAGUAAUUCCAAGAAUGUGUAGGAGAAAAAGCGAAGGAUGGAAGAAUGACUCACUUGUCUCGCUGACUUACUUGGUUUAAGCAAUCUGCCACCCCCUUCCCAAUCUGACGAGCCCAUUUUUCUAUUAGAACAAACUGUUUUUAACCCAUGUAAUUUGAGGAAUAGAAAUCCAUGGUUUUUGGUCAAACAAGAUUGCUUGCAUAUGCAUUGCAUAAGUAAUGGGAGAAUUGUUGUGCUUAUGCAUGCUUUCAUACAUAAAAAUAUUCAUGCUAAAGACUUCCAAAGCUCACCAAUGCAGUUUCCGGUUUGAGUUGCAUAUUUUAUUAACACCUGUUCCUGGAAAAUUUUUGGCAAAAAAAAUCACAAUCUGAAAAUAGGAAAAUAAAUUGUAGUUGCUCGUAUUGAAUUCACGUAAGUGUUUAAGAUGGUUUCUGAUCGUAAAUUCUAAAGAGAACAUCAAUCAUUGCAGCAAACUUCGUAAGGCAGUACAUAACAUAUCAUAAUCGAGCUCAGCUCUCUUUGAACAGAGAACAAAAGUAUGACGCAACAAACGUGGAAUCAACCUAUCAAUGGUCUCUAUAUGGUAUAUUUCGAUGGAGCCUUGGAUCGAAAGGUGAACAAGGGUGGAAUAGGCCUGAUUAUUCGAAAUUCAGAAGGUGAUAUCAUGGGGGCUAGUGUUGCUAGUAUGGAAAGGGUGAUUGGCCCGUUUGUAUUAGUGGAGGCAAAUGCUGCAGUUAGGGCUCUAGAUUUUGCAUUUGAAAUGGGAUUUCAGCUUAUCAUAAUAGAGGGAGAUGCCUUGGGAGUUCUAAAGAAAUUAAAGUCAUGGGAACCAGAGCAUUCACCCAUAAGACCAAUCAUGGAACAGGCAAGAACAUAAGCUAAACGUUUCUCUAACCGUUCAGUUUGCAAAUAAGCCGGAAUGGGAAUGCAGCAGCACACAAGCUAGCAAAGUAUGGGGAACCGUAAUGGGUAGAG